UACUCCUUUUGACCCAAGUAGGAGGCGGAAAAAGGCUCAAAAGGUUUGCUAAAGCGUCAAGCGCACGUUGUAUUUUACUCUUCAAGACGGAACAACAAAGCAAACAAUUUAUAAUCGAAAUUUGAGGAAGACCUWUUGAAAGAUGUCCAUCGGUGUACCAAUCAAAGUCCUGCAUGAGGCAGAAGGCCACAUUGUGACCUGUGAGACCAACACUGGAGAGGUGUACAGGGGCAAGCUGAUAGAAGCAGAGGACAACAUGAACUGCCAGAUGUCCAACAUCACAGUGACUUACCGUGAUGGCCGAGUUGCGCAGUUGGAACAGGUGUACAUUCGUGGCAGCAAAAUCCGCUUUCUGAUCUUACCUGACAUGUUAAAGAAUGCUCCCAUGUUAAAGAGUAUGAAGAAUAAAAAUCAGGGCUCUGGAGCAGGAAGAGGCAARGCAGCUAUUCUUAAAGCACAAGUGGCUGCAAGAGGAAGAGGCCGUGGAGGAAUCGGAAGAGGCAACAUUUUCCAAAAAAGGCGAUAACUUUCCUGUUCGGUCAUUUUUGUCAUCUUUUCAUUUGAAAUUGUUUGAUAUUCUUUGAUAUCUUGUGCUCUGUGAUUUAUCGCUUUGAUUUUAUUUUGUAUGGAAAUAAACAUAGUUCAGUUUUUCUUUUCUUC
Austrofundulus limnaeus is the source of this 660-nucleotide messenger RNA. It is a transcript of the gene snrpd3l, whose product is annotated as small nuclear ribonucleoprotein D3 polypeptide, like. Gene Ontology annotation, molecular function: RNA binding. Lineage: Eukaryota; Metazoa; Chordata; Actinopteri; Cyprinodontiformes; Rivulidae. The coding region runs from base 143 to 526 and encodes 127 amino acids. The transcript is spliced from 4 exons. Gene Ontology annotation, cellular component: spliceosomal complex. Gene Ontology annotation, biological process: RNA processing; spliceosomal snRNP assembly. The record is from RefSeq and is a predicted model, not a curated record.